Molecule: messenger RNA, 3549 nt
Organism: Mya arenaria
Lineage: Eukaryota; Metazoa; Mollusca; Bivalvia; Myida; Myidae
Product: phosphoenolpyruvate carboxykinase, cytosolic [GTP]-like
Exons: 6
Coding region: 401-2347 (648 amino acids)
Biological process (GO): cellular response to insulin stimulus; cellular response to dexamethasone stimulus; propionate catabolic process
Cellular component (GO): cytosol; mitochondrion
Molecular function (GO): phosphoenolpyruvate carboxykinase (GTP) activity; manganese ion binding; GTP binding
Source: RefSeq, a predicted model, not a curated record
UUCUAGUCUUGUCGGCGGUGUGAACCAGUUUCAGCCCACCGAUCAGCUGUUUUUCUGGGGGAGGGGUAAUAUCAGCCAAUGGCUGUUCGUGUAUUUACACACCUCCGACUGAACUUGACCUUCACCUUGUUAUCGCCAACCAAUGAAAGCCUACCACAAGCCGAAACUGACAGAUUAGAAAAAUAGUUCCACAUUUGGGAAUUAAUAAUCAAAGAAAUAAGACUUAAUUAUGCUGAUAAUUCAUUAAAACUGGAAAUAAUAGUGUAUUGAAUCAUAUAUUUUAUUCAAAUUAAAUGAUAUUUUCUUCAUCUCUAUUUCUACAAAUAGCAAAUUAAAUUAUUUUGAAUUACUACGCGUUAUACGUGACUGCGCUUCCUUCAUUAUCGCAAGGGAAGCCAGCAUGGUUGGUGUUACCAGAAUUUUGAGGUUUGCCUCUCACUUUCUUAAAGAGGCAGCAUCUUCAUCUAAGUUUGCCAGUAAGAUCGAGCCAAAGCGCAGGUAUGAUAUUCUCUAUGGAAACUUGAACCGGUUACCAAAGAAGGUCCGAUUCUUUGUCGAAGAGAAUGCAAAAGUCUGCCAACCAGAUGCAAUCCAUAUUUGUGAUGGCUCAGACAAAGAAAAGGAAUUGCUGUACUACAUGCUGCAAAGGGAUGGUGCAAUCAAACCCUUGCGUAAAUAUGAAAACUGCUGGCUUGCCACAACAGAUCCUGCAGAUGUAGCUAGAGUUGAAAGCCGUACUUUCAUCUCAACAGAGGAAAAACAUGACACUGUCCCAAGAAUCAAAGAUGGUGUCAAAGGAACUCUUGCAAAUUGGAUGUCACCUGAAGAUAUGGAAACUGCGUUGGACUCGAGAUUUCCAGGUUGCAUGCGUGGCAGGACCAUGUAUGUGAUUCCAUUUAGUAUGGGCCCAGUAGGGUCACCACUGUCGAAAAUUGGGAUCGAAAUCACAGAUUCUGCAUAUGUGGUGGCUAGCAUGAAAAUAAUGACACGGAUGGGCCAGAACGUUCUUGACACAUUAAAAGAUGGCGAUUUCAUCAAAUGUCUACACUCAGUUGGUCAGCCAGUUACUGGAACAGCUCCUACUGGCAGCAAGUAUGCAUGGCCUUGCAAUCCCAAAGAUGUGCUGGUUGCCCAUCUUCCUGAGAGGAACGAGAUCUGCUCCUAUGGCAGCGGAUAUGGAGGAAACUCCCUCCUCGGCAAGAAAUGCUUCGCUCUGAGGAUUGGGUCUAUACUUGCACGCAGAGAGGGUUGGUUGGCCGAGCACAUGCUGAUCAUGGGAGUGGAAAACCCACAAGGAGAGAAGAAAUACUUUGCUGCAGCAUUCCCAAGUGCUUGCGGUAAGACAAAUCUGGCAAUGAUGGAGCCAUCUCUGCCUGGCUACAAGGUAACAUGCGUAGGGGAUGAUAUUGCAUGGAUGAGGUUUGACAAAAACGGACAAUUGCGUGCGAUCAACCCGGAGGCUGGCUUCUUCGGUGUGGCUCCAGGGACUUCCAUGAAAACCAAUCCCAACGCCAUGAGAACAAUUCAGAAAAACACGGUGUUCACGAAUGUUGGUGCAACAAGUGAUGGGGGCGUGUAUUGGGAAGGGAUGGACGAGGAAAUGCCGGAUAAUGUGUCAACAACAUCAUGGCUGGGAGUUGAAGACUGGCGUAAAGAGACUGGCAAACCAGCAGCCCAUCCCAACUCCAGGUUCUGCACGCCUGCGGACCAGUGUCCAAUCAUAGAUGAUCAGUGGGAGAGUCCUGAGGGGGUCCCAAUUGAGGGCAUCAUAUUUGGUGGGCGUCGCCCAGAGGGGGUUCCCUUAGUCUACGAGUCAUUCGAUUGGAAUCAUGGCGUCUUUCUUGGUGCAGCUUUGAAAUCAGAGGCAACUGCGGCUGCUGAACACAAAGGCAAAGUCGUGAUGCACGAUCCAUUCGCAAUGAGGCCCUUCUUCGGGUACAAUUUUGGUCACUACCUUGACCACUGGCUCAGUUUCCAGGACAACGACAAGUUGAAGCUUCCCAAGGUCUUCCAUGUCAACUGGUUCAGGAAGGGGCCCAGUGGAUUCUUAUGGCCUGGAUUCGGGGAAAAUUCUCGGGUUUUGGACUGGAUCUUCCGACGUGUGAAUGGUGAGGAUUGUGCUAUGAAAUCUGCUGUGGGUCUCGUUCCAACUCCUGAUUCAAUUGAUUUGUCAGGGUUGAAAGACAAAGUUGAUAUGGAGGAAUUGUUUCGACUCCCGAAGGAUUUCUGGAAAAUGGAGGUUGAAGAGCUGAAUAAAUACUUUGAAGAGCAAGUUGGUGAAGAUCUGCCGGCAAAGAUCCGACAGGAGUUGAAAAAGUUGGAACAGAGGGUUGAAUCUGACUUGUGAACUUAGUUGAUAAUCAUGACUAUGUGAUAUUAACCAGAACUUGGAGGUUUUGUUUUAGAAACUGUGAAACUUUGAAAGCAUCUUGUGGGUAUUUCAUUGAAUUGAGUAGUUUUUGUCAUAGAUGAAUCUAUCGGGACCAAAGGAUUUUUUUUUUGGUAUUUUAUUUUGUAAAUUGCUUGCAAUUCAUUUUUUUAUGCAAUAAUUUGAAUACCCUUUGCAUGUUUUUAAUGAUAUUUUAUUUUUUAAGUAUGUUUUACGCUUUUAGAAAAUUUUAUUAGAAUGCCUUUUAGGCAAAUGUUAUAAAGUUUUGUAAACAUUUUUAGGGUUCAUACUCUAAGGGAAUGUUGAAUUUUUCUUCAGUACUCUUUUAUGUGUGUAUAUUACAAAUAAUGUUUUAUUUUAUGUUACUAUGUUUUUAAAGAAAAAAAUGUACUAGUAUGAACUCAAUAUAAAAUAUGUCAAUUUUGGUGACAUUUGUUUAAUGUAUAAUAUAAGCUUUAAAAUGCUAGUGAUGGGAGGUGUGGACUUAAUGAAAUCAUGAGAUGUAAUUAAUUUUAUCCACGUGCGCACAAGUGAUAUCUGACAUUCCUUGAAUGAAUUUAUUUUUUUGUAUGAUAGUAUGCAAAUGAUUGGCUGUGAUAUUACCCUUUGAAAGUCUUUUUCUGCAACAGAAACUUUUAAAUGUGUGUCAUUGUUAGUCUUAACAUAAUAAUAUUUGUCAUUUGUGCAUUUUAAUAAGUGUUAUGUCCCAUAAAUAUUCAGGAGUGGAUAUACAUUGUGUUCUUAAGGAUCUCAAUUGGUGUGUGAUUGUAGGGUGUUGACUUGUUAUACUUUAGUACUUUAGACGAAAACGAUUGUUUCAAUGUCUGUGUCAACUCAUUUGUCUUGCUUUAUGGCUUUUUUGAAACAUCACCACUGAUAGAAGUGGUUUAAUUGCUUCGGUGACUCUUAAAAUUAUUCUGGACUGUCGCUUGUGUUCUUAAUUAUUUAGAGACACAGGUUGAAAGCAAUUUGCUUGCCAUACUAAUAUUUAUCAUAGACCUACUUCUUUUUCUUUUAUUUGAAUGUUUCCUCAUGUGUCUCAUUAAAAAAGUAUUUUCACGGUUGUGUAACAUUACUUAAAAUAUUCUGUUUCAUAUGUUUUUAAUUUGAAUUUUAUAUUAGAAUUGAAGUUAGAAAAAUGCAAUAAAAGUUGAUAAUUA